This is a messenger RNA of Heteronotia binoei (common prickly gecko), 886 nucleotides long. It is a transcript of the gene G0S2, whose product is annotated as G0/G1 switch 2. Gene Ontology annotation, cellular component: mitochondrion. Bases 248 to 568 code for a protein of 106 amino acids. The transcript is spliced from 2 exons. Gene Ontology annotation, biological process: positive regulation of extrinsic apoptotic signaling pathway. The record is from RefSeq and is a predicted model, not a curated record. NCBI's taxonomy places the organism in Eukaryota, Metazoa, Chordata, Lepidosauria, Squamata, Gekkonidae.
CCCCUCGCCUGCGGGGACCGUCUCCAAGAGGCCGGCUUGGGCCGGAGGCGGGGCCUCGCGCGAGCAUGUGAAUAAAGGGCAAGGAGCUGCGGGGCAGUAAAAGCACCGCUUGGAAGCAGAGAGCUCCUUUGUGGCUGGGGAAGAAAGCCUCCCGAAGCCGGAAAAAGCCGAUCGGUUGCUAAAGAUCCUGAGCGCCGCAGACUAUUUCAGUGUGGUUUUGUGACUUCAGUCUGACUGCAGCUGAAUCAUGGAGACCAUGCAGGAACUGAUCCCCUUUGCCAAAGAGAUGCUGAGCCAGAAGCCAAAUCGGAAGAUGAUCAAAAUGUACAUGCUGGGAAGCAUGCUGGCUUUUGUCGGGGUGGUUAUUGGCCUGGUGGAGACCGUCUGCAGCCCUUUCAGUUCUGAGGGGAAGCUGGAGGACGAGGAGACAGAGGAAGAGAAAAAGAAGGAGUCCGAUUCCCUGGUGCAAGAGGCAAUUGUUAUCCCAAAACAGGACAAGGUAGUCUUGGAAACAAGCAAGCAGGCUGUGACCCUGAGGAAUUCUGUGAACAGGCAGCGUGCAUCAUAAGAGCAUCCAAAGGAAUCCUAAAGACUCUCUGAAUGACUGAGGACUUGUGACCUGCAGAAUACCAACACUGCAGAAGCCAGGAGACUAGAACACAGUCCUGUAUCUUUAGGAGGGACUACACUUAAAGGGACUCUGAACAAGACUCUUUAUUUUGCUGCUGUGCAGCAGUUGGACAUAGCCUUUGAAAUCUAUGUACCUGUUCUGUUGGUAUGAAUAUGUGAAGCUUGCAGCAUCUUGUACUUCCCUGUGUGGGGUUAUUUUUUAUUAUGGUUUUACAUGCAUUUUACACAACAUUUUAAAUAAAAUAUUUUUUACCUA